AUGCCCUCCUCCCUCUCCAGGCUGCUGUCUCGCUCGAGCGCCGAGAAGCUGAGCACGCAGACCACAGCCACAACCAUGAUUGAACUACGCGAGGACUUUCGGUCCUCCGGCGACAAGGACAAAGGCGAGGAGUCACUGGAGAGCGGCAGGAGCAAGGUCCCGCGGCUCAUCCCCAUGCCCACGGCGGAUCCUAGAGAUCCCCUCAACCUGCCCACCUGGCACAAGAUGGCCGCCCUCGGGUCCCUCUGCCUGUUCGGCGCCAUGGCCGCCGCCGCCGAGCUGGUCCUCGGCGCGAUGCUGCCCGUCUUCAGCUUCCAGUACGCCGGUAUUGACCCGAAGCUGCUGACCAAGGUGCGCCUGCCCGAGGGCGUCAACGCGCUGACCAUCCUCGCCGAGUUCCCCGGCCCGCCCAUCUGGGAGAUCUACCUGCUGGCCUCGCUGCCCAUCCUGAUGAUGGGCGUCACCAACAUUGCCCUCAUCCCGCUCGCCAUCGCCACCGGCCGCCGCAACGUGCUGCUCAUCACGGGCGUCGUCGCGCUCGCGGGGUGCGUCGGGUCAGGGUUCAGCACGUCGUUGGCCACGCACCUCGUCUGUCGUGUGAUCCAGGCGGUCGGCGCGGGGACUAUUGAGAGUCUCAUUCCGUUUAUCCUGCAGGAUAUCAUCUUCUUCCAUCAGCGAAACGCCGCCAUUAGCAUUGUAUUUGCUACUCAGGGUUUGAUCAUUGUCGCUCUAGGCGUGGCAGCACCGUACAUUAUUGGCUACGCCGAUUGGAGACUCAUCUACUUUGCCACUGCCAUCGCCGGCGCUGUGUUUUGGGUCUGCCUCUUCCUCACCCUACCCGAAACUAAGUUUGAUCGUUCCCAAGACGAGAGCAAUGGCAUCCCGGCCGUGCCGCUCCGCCCCGGUCAGACCCGGCCCGACAUCGACCACGUCAGCUACCCCGCGCGCUCCUUCAAGGACGACAUCAAGCUCCUCCAGUGCAAGGUCGACUGGCGCGCGGGCAUCGAUGCCCUCUGGGCCUGCCUGCGCACCUUCUUCUACCCGCAUAUGCUCUUCGUCACGCUUCUCAACUCGGCCGUCAUCGCCAUGGCGCUCGCUGCCGGCUACACCACCGCGCCACAGCUCCUCGCCGACCCCUGGAGCUGGAACUUUUACCACCUCGGCUUCUGCCUCUUCCCGCUCAUCGUCGCCGCCAUCGCCUCCUUCCUCGUCUCCGGCUGGGGAGCCGACCAGGUCGCCAACUGGCUGGCGCGCAGGAGCGGCGGGCGGGAUCCCGAGUUCCAAGCGCUCAACCUGAUCAUCCCGUGCGUGGUUGGCCUCGUGGGGUGCAUCGUGUUUGCCGUCUCGGGAGACGACCCGGCAAAGUACCACUGGAUAGUGUUCCUCCUCGGUCUGGGCAUGAUUGCGUUCGCUUUCCUCGCCACAAACACGAUCGGAAUCGUCUACGUCCUGGAAUCGUACCCUCAUCUUACCGGACCGGCCUUGGUCAACAUCGCGUCCUUCCGCCUCGUGGUGGCCUUUGUGCUGUCCUUCCGGGUUUCGGAGUGGGUUGCUGAGCUCGGGUACCUGAAGACGUUCAUCAUGUAUGCCGGAAUCCUGGGUGCGUUUAUCCUGUUCAUCCCCAUCAUCUAUAAAUGGGGACCGAGCUGGAGAAAGCACGAGCCCAAGCGGCUGGAGUAG
This is a messenger RNA of Cordyceps fumosorosea ARSEF 2679, 1680 nucleotides long. Its product is annotated as Major facilitator superfamily domain, general substrate transporter. The transcript has 5 exons. The record is from RefSeq and is a predicted model, not a curated record. Gene Ontology annotation, biological process: transmembrane transport. Bases 1 to 1680 code for a protein of 559 amino acids. Lineage: Eukaryota; Fungi; Ascomycota; Sordariomycetes; Hypocreales; Cordycipitaceae. Gene Ontology annotation, molecular function: transmembrane transporter activity.